Molecule: messenger RNA, 1061 nt
Organism: Paramacrobiotus metropolitanus
Lineage: Eukaryota; Metazoa; Tardigrada; Eutardigrada; Parachela; Macrobiotidae
Exons: 3
Coding region: 84-839 (251 amino acids)
Source: RefSeq, a predicted model, not a curated record
UCGUAAGUACAUAUUUCGGUAGUCACCACUUAACAUGGCGCCGUUUUCCCAAUCGCAAGAAGGAACCGGCCAGCUGGCAAAGUAUGUACGAAUUCUGCAAGCCAGCGUACGAACCCGGCCGAAAAGCCAUGAUCUGCACUCCAUGUUUUGAGGGAUUCGCGUUUCGCCAUCCGGGGCAUGAUGAGGAUAGUGGCAGCCCAUCCACCAACACGUACCGGGAACCUUCUCCCACCGCCAUCUCAAUACACCAACCGCCAGCGCUGGUGACUUGUCAGAAAGAUUCCGAGCUGUACAAAGAUUUCGAUGACCUGGUGCGCGACAUCGGCAACGUGAGCACCACUUUUUCCCGUCUCAUGAUGCCCAUCCAGAACAACGACCGCUACUGUGUAUUUUAUCGCAGUCGCUCGGAUACACAAUCCCCUUCCGACGCCUUCGAGCGCUGCGUCUACUUCCGCAACACACUGGAGCCGUGCGUCGAGUCAUUCAGCCGGCGCCGAGUACAACAACCGGGAUUGCCGGCCUCCGAUGUGGAAGGGCGCGCGCAACUGGAAGCCCUGCUGGCGGGUGUGGACAGGCUUGUCCGCUGCCCGGGACUCGAUGCCGCGUCCACACAUGCUCUGCUGCCGUCGGAUGCGGUCUACCAGGAUGAAUCAUCCAUGCCGUACACCUUGCGCGUACAGAAUUGUGAACUGCUGUACCAACCGAUAACCGGAAGCCGUCUACGAUGUGCCGGGUGUUCUGCACUGCAAGCGAAACUUGCCCGUCGAAAAAAACGCCCAUCCCAAAACGAAUCGGAACUAGAAGGAGCUGCUGACUUCAAGCGCACCCAUUUCGUAUAAAUAGUGGUCGUAUAAGUUUUUUUCAUCAAAGUAACGCUGCGAAAAUCGAUCGCAAACAUCAUGGAAUUCCAUCGAAAUCAUGCCGACUCUAUGUUUUAUUAAGUUCUCACCAAAUCUCUAAUAAAGCCAAAAAAAUAGGUAUAACCAAUGUUCAUAAAUCGCUUUUCGAGUGGUAGCACAAUUCUGUUAACCAUUUAAGUACAGAUAAAACUCGCAAUCAUU